This is a messenger RNA of Colletotrichum godetiae, 861 nucleotides long. Its product is annotated as protein-tyrosine phosphatase-like protein. NCBI's taxonomy places the organism in Eukaryota, Fungi, Ascomycota, Sordariomycetes, Glomerellales, Glomerellaceae. Gene Ontology annotation, molecular function: phosphoprotein phosphatase activity. Bases 1 to 861 code for a protein of 286 amino acids. The transcript is spliced from 2 exons. Gene Ontology annotation, biological process: dephosphorylation. The record is from RefSeq and is a predicted model, not a curated record.
AUGUCCCGACACCAGUCAGAGACUCUCACGACAAGAGACGUCCGCGAUCCAAUACCCCCAGAAAUCUUACAGCAGACACUGAGCGCUCCGCCCUUCAUCCCCAUCCCAGGGCUCAUCAACAUCCGCGACCUCGGCGCCGUCCCCGGCUCCGGCGUCCGUCCAGGUCUCGUAUACCGCUGCGGCAUGCUCGAAGCCGCCACCCAAAACCCGCAGGCUCUCAAGUGGCUGGCUGCCAACGUGAAGCACGUCUUUGACGUCCGUACCUCUGCGGAACGUGAGAAACAUCCCGAUCCAGAGGUCAACGGGGUCGCAAACACAUGGCUUGAGAGCGCGGGCGUCCACAGCCCGCCUGAUCUGGACGACUUUGUCGAGGCCGGGGGCGAAGUUGGUCUCCGGAAGGAGUACCUCAAGGUCCUCGACUUGUACGGACCCAUCUACCGAGCCAUCUUGGAGCACGUGCGUGAUAGGCCCGAGGAGCCUUUUCUCUUUCACUGCACAGCUGGAAGAGACCGCACCGGCGUAAUGGCAGGUCUCCUACAAUCUCUCGCGGGCACCGCGCCCGAGGACGUUCGUUUCGAUUACAUGCUCUCGCGCAUCGGUACCGAGCCAGCGAGGGGGCGGCUCCUCCAGCAGGCCCGCGCCGGCGGCGGUAGCCUCGCUUUCGAGCAACACCCGGGCUUUUACAACCUGUGCAGCCUGCGGACGUCGUGCUGGGAUGCGUUCGUCGCGGCAUUGCAGGAAGUGCACAGCGGUUGGGAGGGGUACAUUCUGACAAGUCUUGGUUUUUCGACCGACGACCUGGCCAGGAUUAAGAAUAACCUUCGCGGGGAUGAGAAUUCAGGGUUGAAUUUUACGGCGUGA